CGACUCUCUCCUUUCUUCCAGGUUCCCCUUUGCAAUCAACCUCAUCUCCAAUCACAGAGAUUCAUUUGCUAAUUUGAAGAUCUUGUGGGUCACAAAACUCACAAGCAAGAGCUUGACGUUCAUCGACGCUCCUCUACUCAACAACAUAUGGCAGAAGAAAAUGUUAAAGAGCGUGGAGAUGGAAGUGCAGAGCUGGUGAAAUCCAAUGGUGAUAAGCAUGCCAGUGUUAUAAGACCAGCUGCUAGAUACUACUCUGCUAUUAAAGAUGCUAUGGUUUGUGGGAAAGGAAGAUAUACGCUUGUUAAAGACGUGGAUGAUGUGGAAAAUGGAGCUUAUGACAAACCUCUCCCAUGCUUUGGUUGUGGAAUCGGAUGGUUCUCUUUCCUCCUGGGUUUUGUGUUCCCUUUCUUGUGGUACUAUGCCACAUUUCUCUAUUUCGGAAACUACUACCGCAAGGAUCCUAGAGAAAGAGCCGGUCUUGCUGCGUCCGCAAUCACUGCGAUGGGAUUCUCCCUCUUGCUACUGGUGAUUGUUCUUUUCAGAUGGUUUUAACUACUUCUCACGUAUACACCACACCAUACUCUUGAGCUUAUAUAUGUGUGUAAAAUCUUGGUCCCAUCCUUGUCAAAGGAUUUAUAGAGGAGGAGGGACUUAGAUAUGUGUCUGUACAUUCAAUAUAAACCCAAAGUGCAGAUAUUAUUAUACCUCAUCUUUACUAAAGCUAUGUAUUAUUUUCUUCUCACAGUCUACAUUGUACAAAAAGUAACAGAAAAUAAAUAAGAAACAAAUAAAUGGUUGCUUG
Molecule: messenger RNA, 802 nt
Organism: Eruca vesicaria subsp. sativa (arugula)
Lineage: Eukaryota; Viridiplantae; Streptophyta; Magnoliopsida; Brassicales; Brassicaceae
Source: the annotation of a GenBank genome assembly